Messenger RNA from Zeugodacus cucurbitae (melon fly), 1503 nucleotides. Its product is annotated as BTB/POZ domain-containing protein 3. Bases 183 to 950 code for a protein of 255 amino acids. Gene Ontology annotation, biological process: neurogenesis. NCBI's taxonomy places the organism in Eukaryota, Metazoa, Arthropoda, Insecta, Diptera, Tephritidae. Gene Ontology annotation, molecular function: protein binding. The record is from RefSeq and is a predicted model, not a curated record. The transcript is spliced from 3 exons. Gene Ontology annotation, cellular component: cytosol; P-body.
UUUUGCAAAAUUGGCUCUCCCAUCUAAUGUAUGUAUUGUAGUAGACCAUUCCUUAUUGUAUUGCUUUCUAGUCAAGAAGAAGAAGAAAACUUAUUUUUAAUGUUUUGUUUUGCUACAAUUCUUAAUAUCAACUGUUCAAAAUUUACGAUAUUCGAUAUCCUAUCGAAUAUUUAAUAAUAAAUAUGUUUUGUAAACGAAUGCCAAAUAGUAAGGAAAGACGUAUACGCCUUCUAGAUGAUCAGCAUCUUGCUGACUGCGAGUUUCUUGUUGGGGAUUCACAAUUUGAGGAGCCACGACGCUUUCGCUGCCAUAAAAUGAUUUUAGCUUCUGCCUCCGAAGUUUUCGAACGAAUGUUUUAUAGUGAAUUCAAUGGAGAUGGACCAGUCCGUAUAACAGAAGUAGAUCCCAAGAGUUUUGAACGUUUCUUACGCUACGUUUAUAUAUAUGAAAUAGAAACAGAACGAUUUCUGUCUUUGAAAGAGUUGGGCGAAUUAUUUUACUUAGCAGACAAGUACAUGAUGCAAGAUUUAACUGAUGAAUUAGUAGAACACUUGAGACGCAAGCACAACUGGACAAUAGGAGACGUGUGGCCAAUGUAUGAUUUGGCGUGUCUUCAUGAAAACUUACCGUUAUUAUUGUUAUGUUAUGAGGAAAUUACUAAAUACGUCGAAAGGCUUUUGUCUGUUGAGUCCUUCUACAAAUUGAAUGUCAACCAUCUUAAGAGGCUGGUGAUACUCAUUUCACAACAGCCACAUAUAUCAACAAAAUUAAUUCUACAUAAACUUGAGGAAUAUGGUCGACGAAAUAAGUUAAAUGACAAUCGUGAAUCAGAACAGUUUUUAAAAUUAGUGGAAGCCGCAUGCCUUUUGGAUCUCAACAAACUAUCAAAAGCAGAUUUCGAUUCGGGUCCUGCAAAAUCAUAUUUGUUUAACAAAAAAGAACCAAAUUAAUAAGUUAAUUUAAAAUAACAUUUAGCGGUUCUUCUCAUGUUACAUAAUUUCAUAAUAUGUAUGUGUUUUGUUAUUAGUAGUAAAUAUUAUAGAGUAUAUAUAACACAAUAAGUAUGUAAGAAGGCUUUCAAUAUAAACUCUAUUAAAAUAAAUUUAAAUGAUCCUUAUUGAAAAUAGCAAAGCCAAAUUAGCCACUUCAGGUCUGCGAAAAUAAUGAAUCAACUUAUUUUAAAGCAACAAAUCCGAAGUGAGAACUGAUAUACGAUUCGCCCAGUGAGUUGUGGAUAUUAUUUAAUAUAUUUAUUAUCAUGAUUUAUCAUAUCUUUUACAGUUUUAUAAUAAAAAAUCUACACAGUGUGAAUUCAUAUUUACAGAUCAAUGGCGUGGAUGCUGUUAGCACCCACAUUUGGAGUAGCUAGCCCAUAUACAGAUAGUUCUAAAUUCAAUUUUAUAUAUGUAGGUCGCAUUGUCGUUGGCUAAAUUUGCAAACUUAAUAUUUAAAAUAAAGUAUUGUGUAAAAAGUAUAUAAGAGCAACAAAUCGGGAUGUUUCAA